Molecule: messenger RNA, 1994 nt
Organism: Dendrobium catenatum
Lineage: Eukaryota; Viridiplantae; Streptophyta; Magnoliopsida; Asparagales; Orchidaceae
Product: serine/threonine-protein kinase STY13
Exons: 7
Coding region: 246-1382 (378 amino acids)
Biological process (GO): protein phosphorylation
Molecular function (GO): ATP binding; protein kinase activity
Source: RefSeq, a predicted model, not a curated record
AGUCAUGAUGCUCGGAAUAUCUUCGCAGAGACGUCUUUGCUUUCUCGGUUUGAGGGGGGAGAGAGCGUGAGAGAGAAGAAGCGGAUAUGGGAACGGGAAAAUGAUGGAGAUUAGGGUUAGGGUUUUACUGCAGCUUUGAGGAGAAGCAAAUUAGUUGGUCGAAGUUGAUGGAGCAGGGAGGAAGCUUAUCCGGGCUCAGGGGACUCUAAAGCGAGGGAUAUUUGUUUUUCUUAUUUUGCCAAGAGAUGAGUUACGGCAGAGAUGAUAAAAAUGGUGGAAUAGAAAGAGGGAAGUUUACGAAUUCUGGACCAAAAAAAGCAGCGGAUUCUGUUCAUCCUGGCAGGCCGUCCAUUGACAGUGACUGCACUGUUCCAGUUGAGAAGUUGGAGAUUGAUAAAAAGCUUUUGAUUGAUCCGAAGAAACUUUAUAUAGGAUCCAAGAUUGGUGAAGGUGCUCAUGGGAAAGUUUAUGAGGGAAAGUUUGGUGAGCAAGUUGUAGCACUCAAAAUUAUCAAUGGUGGCAGCACGACUGAGGAAAAAAUGACAAUUCAGGCUCGUUUUAUUCGAGAAGUCAAUAUGAUGUCUAAAGUGAAACAUGAAAAUCUUGUUAAGUUCAUUGGAGCCUGCAAGGAGCCUAUCAUGGUUAUUGCGACAGAGUUGUUGCCGGGAAUGUCUUUAAAAAAAUAUUUGGAAAGUAUUAGACCAAAGCAACUAGAUCUUCGUCUAGCAACUAGCUUCGCAGUUGAUAUUGCUCGUGCAUUGGAGUGCCUGCAUGCAAAUGGAAUAAUACACAGAGACUUAAAGCCGGAUAAUUUGCUUCUUACUGCAAAUCAAAAAAAUGUUAAGCUUGUAGAUUUUGGAUUGGCCAGAGAAGAAACAGUGACAGAGAUGAUGACGGCUGAAACAGGGACGUAUCGAUGGAUGGCUCCUGAGCUGUACAGUACUGUUACAUUGCGUCGUGGUGAGAAGAAGCACUAUACCAACAAGGUUGAUGUAUACAGUUUUGGCAUUGUUCUAUGGGAGUUGUUGACCAACCGAAUGCCAUUCGAAGGAAUGUCCAACUUACAGGCAGCAUAUGCUGCUGCUUUUAAGCAAGAGAGACCAUCCAUACCAGAGGACACACCCGCUGAUUUAGACUUCAUCAUAAGAUCUUGCUGGGUUGAGGAACCCAAUAUGCGGCCCGACUUCAGCCAGAUCAUUCGCAUGCUCAAUGCCUUCCUCUUCUCUCUAACUCCAUCUUCUCCACAGCCUGAUGCUUCUCCUGCGGUCAUCAGCAGCAGCAAUGGCGCUCUUACUACCAACACCACUCGCUCAGUCCGAAAACUUUCUUUUCUCCGUCAAAUCUUCGCAGCAAAAAGAGCAGGCAAUAGUCGGACAACAUAAGAGGCCAUAUACUUUUUCUAAGAUCUGUAAUCGGGGAGUCUCAUUCUAUAUAUUUUAGAUAUGUCACACUGAAAGUGAAAAUACAUAGAGUACAGAGGAAAUUGCACAAAAAUCUUAUGCACCACUGGUGCACAUAAGCUGUCUGGUGGUUCGGAUCAUUUGAUUCUGCUUGACCUUUAUGCAAAUUCUUUUUAGGCUUCAUUUUGGACGGCUUUCUUACUUCUUCAUAAAGCAAUUUUUUAGUAUAAAAAUUAAAAUUUUUAUACUAAAAAGUUGUUUUAAGAAGCAGAAAGAAAGUCAUCCCAAACGAAACCUUAAUCUCAUGGCUAAUGGAUUCACACUUGUACAAGCAGAGUGUGGGGCUCUGAACCAUCGCAUAGAUUUUCACUGUACCAUGGUUCAUAAGAUUUUUGUCCAGAAAUGAAGUUUGUAGAAAGCCCAUUUGUUGAAGCCAAUGGGUUAUCUUGUAGGAUGCAUGGGAUGGCAUUCUCAUGAACUCAUGUUUUUGGCAAGUUUUGUAUAUACAGGAUCAUAGUGCUCUGACGUUGCUCUUUUUCUUUUUGUUUGCUUUUGAUACAAAAAUCAAGAGGUUCCAGCCCAACUUGGCGCUCA